GUUUCAACUUGUUCCAACUCUCUUUCUUUGUCUGUAUACUGGAUAGAAGUAGAACCUGGAUAGAAGUAGAACCGCGUACAGCGCUGAUGCUAUGAGUCUGUAUAUCAAUGUCCACUUGACACAAGCUAGAAGACCAAGCAACUGUCAAAAGCCACCCACCUGACUCACCACCAAGCUCCUCUUAUUUGAAACUUCAAGCUCGAAACUAAGUAGCCAAACAGAGCAGCACCAUGGACGCCAAGCAAUCGAAACGCCCGAAACCGAAGCUCGAUCGCCGAAACGCCAUGAGAAACAUAGACUACGACGCCUCAACCUCCUCCUCCUCCUCUUCUUCUCCUUCUUCUUCUUCCUUCGGCCAUGGCUCCCCCUCUAUCAGAACUCGCUCUCUGGACCACUCGCCUCUCUCUGACCACCAACCCAGCUUCCGCGUCAGAGGCAUUGAGGGCGAAUUCGACCUCAUCUGCCGCAGCCUUGGGCUUUCCGGCCCCGAAGACUUCUCCAUCCCAAUCGCAGCCUGGGAGGCCCAGCGAGCUCGCUCUUCUUCCGCCCACUUCCCGCCUCGCUCUCGCCUCCGCCAUGAAAGCCCUCAUGAAUUGCCAGACAGAGCGGAAAGCGGCGCCGUUUUGGAGAAAUCCGAAGUUAGGGUUAGGCUCGACAAUGAAAUUAGCGCUUCGAAUUCGGCGAAGUUUGGGGGAAAUGCCAGAAAGGGUGGUGGUGGUGGAGGAAUUAAAGGUCUGCGCCCGCCUCCGAUUGUAUUGAAAUCUUUUUCUCCUCAAAACCAUAUUGGUGUAGCAAAUUCGCCCAUUCGUGUUGGUGAUGUGAGGUAUUCGGAUGAAGAAGAGGACCUUGUAAAUGAAGCAAAUGGUGAGGGGGAAGUGAUAGAUGAAGCGAGUUUUGGAAAGGACAAUGAUUUGUCUGAUGAUUCUUUGUCAUCUGGCUUAUCUCCAUCCAAUAAUCAAAAUGAAAAUGAAAGUGUUGGUUUUGAUGCUACUUCUAGAGCAAAGCUGGAGCCAAUCCAUAGUAUUUUUUCGCCAAACGGGAAAUUCAGACGCAGUGUUUCGUCAUCGUGGCAAAAGGGUCACCGUUUGGGAAGUGGUUCGUAUGGAACUGUGUACGAAGGCUUUACUGAUGAUGGAUUCUUUUUUGCUGUAAAGGAGGUUUCUUUACUGGAUCAAGGAAGCCAUGGCAAGCAGAGCCUUAUCCAACUUGAGCAGGAGAUUUAUCUUUUGAGUCAGUUUGAACAUGACAACAUAGUUCAAUAUCUUGGCACAGACAAGGAUGAAACUAAGCUCUAUAUCUUCCUUGAGCUUGUAACAAAAGGCUCACUCGCAAAUCUCUAUGAAAAGUAUCUGUUGAGGGAUUCUCAAGUCUCUGUGUUCACAAAGCAGAUUUUGAGUGGGUUGACAUAUCUUCAUGAUCGUAACGUGAUUCACAGGGAUAUCAAAUGUGCUAAUAUAUUGGUGGAUGCGAGUGGAUCUGUGAAACUUGCAGACUUUGGGUUAGCCAAGGCAACCAAAUUCAAUGAUGUGAAAUCCUGCAAAGGGACUGCUUAUUGGAUGGCCCCCGAGGUUGUUAAUCAAAAGAAUCGUGGCUAUGGGCUUGCAGCUGACAUAUGGAGCCUUGGAUGUGCUGUGUUAGAGAUGUUAACCCGUCAGCCUCCAUACUCUCACCUGGAAGGCAUGCAAGCAUUAUUUCAGAUUGGCAGGGGUGAACCUCCUCCAGUUCCUGAUUCACUGUCAGCGGAUGCACGAGAUUUCAUUUUCAAAUGUUUACAAGUUAACCCUAAUAAUCGACCUACUGCAGCUCAGCUAUUGAACCAUCCCUUUGUUAAAAGGUCGCCCCAAACUUCCUCUGGCCCUGCUUCUCCUCAUGCAACAGCUUACGUUCGUGAACACUUUCGCCAACCUUCAGUGCUAUGAUAAGGUAAUAUAGAAACUAAUCUGGCAAGUUUACUACCCUUCUUACAUGCUGACAGCCGUAUCCAUACAUGUCAAGCCAUAUUAGAACAUUAGAUUCCACAAAAGUAUUUUCGGGAGGAGGGGAUAUGCUUCCUAUAUGCUCAUGAAGAUGUGAGAAUGGUCAUUGAUUUACGAAUCAAAGGAAAGCAUCUCCCGGUCCUGUUGUGUAUCUCUGCAUUGUAGCGACUUGCUUGGCCAGGAAAAAAAACAAAAAAACAAAAACAAACAAACUCAUCUAAGGAUCCGAUGCCCACAUUAGUAUUGACUGAACUGGUUGGUCCAGAUCUACUGCUGUUGAUUUUCGUCUUAUGCCAGCUUCUGUGAUAAUGAGACGGUUACUGAAUAACAUAAUGCUUUAAUUGGAUGACAAUGUUUGGCAAAUAAAUAAUGUUUGAACGGGAUUUAUGCGGGGCAGUGAAUGUUGCAAGCAUAUCAAUGUUACUUGCAGAAUAUUUGGCCUGUGAAUUUGUGAAAAAUCAAAGUGGUGCUACAAGAUUGUUACCUUGUUUGUGGAGGCGUUGAACGGCAUCGAAACGAAACAAGGUCAAGCACAUUUUCUUGUACAUUAUUGACUUGCUGUAAAUUGAUUUUUUAUUUUAUUUUACCAAGCAAUAAAAUUGUAGGUCCCAUGUUAAGGAAAAGCAUUUGGGAAAAAAAAAAAAAAAAAUCAGAAUGUAAAUAGCGGUGUAUAAUGAGUAGGAGCGUGGGUGGUGAAGUUCAUUCACCCUGGGAAGAAAGGCCUAGCCCAAGGAGAUGCUUUUAUGGCCGGGGAGGUUAUCAAAGAUGAGCAUUGACAGCCAGGUGGGCCAUAACCUGCUUCAAUGGGUCACUGAAAGAUGAUAUGGAAUUUCCCUGUUAAAGGAGUUGGUAGAGAAUGAGCAACACGGAGCUUCUAUGUUGAGGGAUUAUGAUGAGUGUGUUAUAUCCAACAGUACAAUAAUAACUCUAUACUUGAUUGGACGGCUAUUAAAUACCCCUCAUUAUGACCUCAAUAUUAUCCUUCAUUCUAGCCUUCCCGAUA
Prunus dulcis (almond) is the source of this 2979-nucleotide messenger RNA. RefSeq names its product mitogen-activated protein kinase kinase kinase 1-like. Gene Ontology annotation, biological process: protein phosphorylation. Gene Ontology annotation, molecular function: ATP binding; protein kinase activity. Bases 231 to 1919 code for a protein of 562 amino acids. NCBI's taxonomy places the organism in Eukaryota, Viridiplantae, Streptophyta, Magnoliopsida, Rosales, Rosaceae. The record is from RefSeq and is a predicted model, not a curated record. The transcript has 7 exons.